AUGAGGUGCAAAAAAGGUAGUGGAGAAAUCAGAUUAGAGCAAGUCUUUGAUAGUAUAUCUGAGUUUAAAGAAGUUGUGGUUGAUUAUGCUCUUAAAAAUGGAGAGAAUAUAAAGUUUACAAGAUGGGGAUCAGAGAGAAGUGAAGUAAGGUGUGCUAUUGGAGGGAAUUGCAACUUCAAAAUCUACUGCUCCUAUGAAGAUAAAAUUGGGAAGUACAUGGUGAAGACAUGCAAUGAUGUGCAUGCAUGUACUAAGGAUGGGUUUAGUAAAGUGAUCAAAAGUGGAGUCCUUGCUCAGUUGUUCUUGAAUGACAUUAGGAAAGAUCCGACAUUCAAGGCCAAGGCGAUGCAAGAUGCAGUUGAGGAGCGUUACACAAUAGUUGCUACUUAUGAUCAAUCAAAUCCAGGUUUAACAGUGGACGUUGGGACGAUGACUGAUGAUAAUGGUGUAGUCAAGUUUGAUAGGUUUUAUGUCUGCUUUGCAGCCCUUCGAAAAACUUGGAUAGCAUAUUGUCGGCCAAUAAUUGGCAUAGAUGGAUGCUUCUUAAAUGGUGUGAAAGGACAACUGUUGGUUGCUGUAGGAAGAGAUGCCAACAAUCAGUUCUACCCGGUUGCUUGGGCAGUUGUGCAAACAGAGAACUUUGACGCUUGGUUGUGGUUCAUUAAGAAGCUGAAGGUUGAUUUGACACUCGAAAAUGGUGAUGGAUUUACUCUUAUUUCUGAUAGACAAAAAGGGUUGCUCAAUGCUGUUGAUCAAGAGUUACCAAAGGUGGAACACCGGAUAUGUGCACGCCAUAUCUGUGGCAAUCUGAGAAGAGUUUACCCGGGUAAAGAUUUGCCUAAGAAGUUGUUUUGGACAGUUGCCAAGAGUUUUAACGAAGCGGAGUAUAAUAGAGCAAUCGAGGAAUUGAAGAAGUUUGAUGAAGGUUUGUAUGAUGCUGUCAUGCAAAGAAAUCCGCAAAACUGUAGUCGUGCCUUCUUCGGAUGCAAAUCAAGUUGUGAGGAUGUUUCUAACAAUUUUUCUGAGUCUUACAACAAUGCCAUCAAUAAAGCACGGGAGAUGCCAUUAGUGGAGAUGUUGGAGACAAUAAGAAGACAAACUAUGAUGCAUAUAGAUGUGAGGCUCAAGAAGGCUAUGAAACGUCAAGGUAAAUACACUCUCAAAGUCGCCAACACCAUCAAAGAGGAAGAGAGGUUGCGAAAGUAUUGUUAG
Camelina sativa (false flax) is the source of this 1212-nucleotide messenger RNA. The record is from RefSeq and is a predicted model, not a curated record. NCBI's taxonomy places the organism in Eukaryota, Viridiplantae, Streptophyta, Magnoliopsida, Brassicales, Brassicaceae.